Messenger RNA from Paramecium primaurelia, 871 nucleotides. The record is from the annotation of a GenBank genome assembly. NCBI's taxonomy places the organism in Eukaryota, Ciliophora, Oligohymenophorea, Peniculida, Parameciidae.
AUGUUGAACUGCUAAAAUUUAAUAGAUUAAUAAACACAAUCCUAUUAGUGCUGCUUUCAAAAAUAUAUUUGCUUCAAAAUAUGUAGCAAUUACAAUAAUAAUAGAUUUUAAUGAUAAUUUGAUUACUUCCCAAUAAUAAGCAUUAUUAUCAUACUCAUUAAAUAGAUAACAUAUAUGUUUUCUAAAUGUUGUUGUAUUAAGCUUAUUUNAAUUAAAAAAACAAUUAAGUUCAGAUUAGAAUUUAUAUUAUCGCUCAUUAUAUUGGCAUCUCUUUAAUUAUUUUUAUGCUAUAAAUUUAAUUUCUAAAGAUUUAUAAUAAAUCAAUAUUCAAAGUCAUUCAGAAUUGAAUUUGGAAAUUUUAUAAAAGAUUGAAAAGCUCAAGAAUCAAGUUGAAGAAUCUGAAUCAAUUAUUAAUCAAAUAUUUGAAUUAUUAAAUUCUGCUCUAGAUUAAGUUAUAAAUACCAAUUAUAAUUAAUUUCAAAGCAGAAUAAAUUGUAUAAAAUAAAUUUUGCAGGUUUUCAUCAAAUUUCCAUCUGAUUAUGAAAGUGAAAUAGAUAAUGCUUCAUUAUUUUUGGCAAAUAGUAUCAAUUUCUAUUUUGAAAAGGAUAAUAUGAAUAUAUUUAAUAUAUACAUUGAGAGAAUUUCAAUAUUAGAAUUUGAUUUUGAAAAAUAUUCAGAGAACUAAUUUUGGAAGACUGGAAUCCUUCAUACAUUGAUAAUAUUGAAUUAUUUAAUAGAGAACUUUAAAUAAAUAAUAAUCUAAUCUUCUUUUUGCAGUUUUAAAGAUGUCAUGGUAAGGUCAAUAACUGAAUUCAAUUCUGAAUUCUUUAGCAAAAAACAAAAGCAAUAAUAGGAAAGUUUUCUGUCCUGA